GCCUCAAAGGAAGUGACGCAAAGCUGAGGGGCGGGGUGGGCUAUGCGCCGGAAGUGGCUCGCAGAUAGUAAAUAAGGCCCGAAAGGGUGGAGAGGUGCUGUCUCCAUCUUGUCGCCAGCGGCUGCUCCUGCGACGUUGCCGAGAUGGGGAACGUCUUGGGACUGUGCUCCAUGGCGAGCUGGAUUCCGUGUUUAUGUGGCAGUGCCCCAUGUUUGCUGUGUCGAUGCUGUCCUAGUGGAAACAACUCUACUGUAACUAGAUUGAUCUAUGCACUUUUCCUGCUUGUUGGAGUGUGUGUAGCUUGUGUAAUGUUGAUACCGGGAAUGGAAGAACAACUGAAUAAGAUUCCUGGAUUUUGUGAAAAUGAAAAAGGCAUCGUUCCUUGUAAUAUUUUGGUUGGCUAUAAAGCUGUGUACCGUCUGUGCUUUGGCUUGGCUAUGUUCUAUCUUCUCCUCUCUCUCCUAAUGAUCAAAGUGAAGAGCAGCAGUGAUCCAAGAGCUGCAGUGCAUAAUGGAUUUUGGUUCUUUAAAUUUGCUGCAGCGAUUGCUAUUAUUAUUGGGGCUUUCUUCAUUCCAGAAGGAACUUUUACAACUGUGUGGUUUUAUGUAGGCAUGGCAGGUGCCUUUUGCUUCAUCCUCAUACAGCUAGUCUUACUUAUUGAUUUUGCCCAUUCAUGGAAUGAAUCAUGGGUUGAAAAAAUGGAAGAAGGGAACUCAAGAUGUUGGUAUGCAGCAUUGUUAUCAGCUACAGCUCUGAACUAUCUGCUGUCUUUAGUUGCUAUCGUCCUAUUCUUUGUUUAUUAUACUCAUCCAGCCAGUUGUUCAGAAAAUAAAGCAUUCAUCAGUGUCAACAUGCUCCUCUGCCUUGGUGCCUCUGUAAUGUCUAUACUGCCAAAAAUCCAAGAAUCACAACCAAGAUCUGGUUUGUUACAGUCUUCAGUAAUCACAGUCUACACAAUGUAUUUGACAUGGUCUGCCAUGACCAAUGAACCGGAAACAAACUGCAACCCAAGUCUACUAAGCAUAAUUGGGUACAAUACAACAAGCACUGUUCCAAAGGAGGGGCAGUCUGUCCAGUGGUGGCAUGCUCAAGGAAUUAUAGGACUGAUCCUCUUUUUAUUGUGUGUGUUUUAUUCAAGCAUCCGUACUUCGAACAACAGUCAGGUUAAUAAAUUGACUCUAACAAGUGAUGAAUCAACAUUAAUAGAAGAUGGUGGAGCCAGAAGUGAUGGAUCACUGGAGGAUGGAGAUGAUGCUCAUCGAGCUGUAGAUAAUGAAAGGGAUGGUGUUACUUACAGUUAUUCCUUCUUUCACUUCAUGCUUUUCUUGGCUUCACUCUAUAUCAUGAUGACCCUUACCAACUGGUACAGGUACGAGCCUUCUCGUGAGAUGAAGAGUCAGUGGACAGCGGUGUGGGUGAAAAUCUCUUCUAGCUGGAUUGGCAUCGUAUUGUAUGUUUGGACACUAGUGGCACCACUUGUUCUUACAAAUCGUGAUUUUGAUUGAACGGGACUUCUGGCAUGAAAGUCCCACUUUGAUCAUUGCUUGAGAUUAACAGUAUUCCCAACUUUUGUAAAGUUGUGUAUGUGUGUGCUUCCCAUGUAACUUCUCCAGUGUUCUGGCAUGAAUUAGAUUUUAUCGCUUGCCAUUUUAUUCAUUGUAUUCUUGCCAUGCACAUUGAUACGUGUGUUAGAAUGAAUUACAAAGGGAGAGAUUUAGGAGUCUGGUGGUGAGUUAGGAAAAGUGGACAUUGUUAGGUUUAUCCUUAGCUCUGUGCCUGUGAAAUUAAGAGUAAAAACAAAACUGACAGUUUGAUUUUUAAAUUGUGCUAGUCCCUAAGCUGUUUUAGAAAGUAUAAAAGGAAAUGUAUGGCUGCCUUUUGAAAUAUUUGAUGCCUUGCCCUACAAGAGACUGCAAAGAACGUGGCUGUUGUAAAAUUGUAUAAACAAGUUGUCUGAAAAAUCUUUUCAGGUUUUUCCCUUGAUGUGAAGAUAAGGAAUGUAUACAGGUAGGGAGUGUUUGAUGGACAACAGUGUAAAUUAUGGAGAUUAAGAGACAGAGGCUUCAUAGAAAGAUUGGUGGUGGUGGGUUACUAAUUUGAAUACCCAGGUAGGCUGUAAUCUUCCCUGGGUAGGGAUGGCCUUUCAUACCAACAUACCAACUUUGUUUUAGUCGUUACAAACACUUGCAAAAGUAUAGGUUCAAUGGAGAUGUUAGGAACUCUGAAGGAUUUAGACAAAGCUUUUGAAAAAGGUAAUCGUGGGUUAGAAGGGGCACUUUGAAAGUUCAUUUUGAAAAUCAAAGGUGGUAAACUUGACAGGACGAAACUGUAAUAUACUAAGCCUCAGGAGAUACUUAGGUAAAAUCUAGUCCAAUCCUUCAUUUUAAAAAUGAAGAAAACUGUAGCUAAUCAGUGACCAACCUGGGAAAUCCCAAGUUUCCCCAAAAUAGCUGGCAUUCUUUUGGCAUUCAAAAAUAACUUAUAUUCAAAAUCCAUGCAUAAUAGGUUAUACACCUCAUUAGUGGUGGAUAAUUUGUUAUGUGAUUUGCUGGUGUCCACCUUGCCUUCUACCCAUAAACUGAGGCCAGGAGAAUGAUGGAAUGCUAUAGAAUAUAAACUGCUUAUAGUACACUCUACAGUUCAGAAGAGGUUUAAAAUGCUUUUGUAUUUGCUGCCAUCUAAUUGAAAUAUAGUUUAUUAUAAUUACAAUUGUUCAACCUGAAAAUCAAGCAGUAUGACAGUUAACUUAGAAACUUAGUUACUUGUACAUGUUAUUAGUGUCUUAAUCUUAAAAAUCUACAUUUGCUUCUUUUAAGGUAUUUAUUAAUGUAAAUGAGAGAGAACAAUUCAACUUAAACUUAAUUCCCCAACUUUAUUCUGUGUGUUGAUACUGUGUUCCAUCAUUUUGAAUGGCUGUGUUCUAUCUCCAAAUAAAUGAAUUGAGAGAAAG
This is a messenger RNA of Leptonychotes weddellii (Weddell seal), 2950 nucleotides long. It is a transcript of the gene SERINC1, whose product is annotated as serine incorporator 1. Gene Ontology annotation, cellular component: membrane. The record is from RefSeq and is a predicted model, not a curated record. NCBI's taxonomy places the organism in Eukaryota, Metazoa, Chordata, Mammalia, Carnivora, Phocidae.